AUGGCUGCCGAAGGGAGCAGAGGCGCAUUGCAGGCUCCAGUGCUCCAGGAUUCAGAGGCCAGCCGGACUGUGGCUGCAGCUGACCCCCAGCCACCCAAUGCCAGAGAUGGAGGAGAGAUCCCAGAAUCCCUGAGACUCCCAGCUGCGGAAGAACGGGUGGGAAGCAGCCUAGGUGUACGAAGCAUUGAUCCAGCUGAGAGCCUGAGCCAGGUCUUGGAGGUCUCUGGUGAAUAUAAGAUCCCUCUACCUCAAGGGAAGUUUCAAGCCAUCUGCAGUGCUCUGCACAACCAGAUCUGUUCUCCAGCUAAGCAGCUCAGCAUAGAAAACCACAAAGAGCUGUUCCAUUGUGUACUUCUGCUAGCCCGUUCUUCUCCUGAUGAUCUGCUAGCAUUUCUACACGAGCAGCUGGAGAUUGAGCAUGAGGCCGUUCGUGUGGCGUCUUUAGAUCUCCUGAGAGCUAUUGUUGGUGCUGACUUGCCUGAGACAAGAGUUAAAAAGCUUCUGAUUGUGAAGGCAGUGAAAUCCAAUCUCAGUGAUCAGAAUGCUACGGUGAGGAAGGCAGCUCUUCAUUUCAUCAGGACGCUGCUCAGUUCAGGAAGUGUGGAGAAUUGUGCAGCAUGGGAUCUGGUAGCAUAUGUUUUCAGCGAGUUCAGUGUGUCCACCAGCAAACUGAGUGUUGAGGAAGAAAGCACGAUCCAAACCCUGUGCAUUGACAUCCUGCAAUGUCUGGACACCUCAGUCAAUGGAAUGACCCAAGUGUUAUGGCCAAGGCUGCUGGAGUAUGUGGUGCCAGCUCAGUACACUGGUACUUUGAAGCCUCUCUGCAGAUGCCUUAGGGAACUGGCUGAGAAAAAGCAGCAGGAAGGAGAAGCAGCUGCUUGCCUCGACUACAGUGGACAAGGUUUAUAACGGAAACUCUUUCAUUUCUUCUCUCCAGACACUAUGAAAUGAACAGGUUCAGUCUGCUCCAGUUCUCUCAUCUGCAAUCAGGAGGCUAAAAUGAAUGAGGGAUGGUCUUGUGAUUACAACACGGCCAUGGGAGGGAGCUAGGAAAUGUGGGUUCUGUUCCCAGCUCGCCACCAAAAUUCUGAUGUGAC
Chelonia mydas (Green sea turtle) is the source of this 1097-nucleotide messenger RNA. Its product is annotated as maestro heat-like repeat-containing protein family member 2B. Lineage: Eukaryota; Metazoa; Chordata; Testudines; Cheloniidae. The transcript is spliced from 8 exons. The record is from RefSeq and is a predicted model, not a curated record. The coding region runs from base 1 to 909 and encodes 302 amino acids. Gene Ontology annotation, cellular component: cytoplasm.